GCUGCGCGAAAUAUCACGUGACAGUUCGCUAUACUUGGAUUUUAUGUUGUUACUGGUAGUAGUACACGCGAGAAAGGAGUUUAUUAGCGUGAAGGUGCUCACCAUGUAGGUGAGGAGCAGAGGGAGAUUACCAUUAUCCAAUUGGAUUAACAAGUGAAAAAAUAUAUAUACCCGAGUUCAAUAUUAAGAUGUGCUCUUAUUUUAACCUUUAAUGGUAUAUUUUUUCUUGGAGUUAUGUAUUUCUUUAAACCACUAUUAAAAGGAGUUAGCUUAUGCCUCUAAGAUGUGAAAGAACAAUAUCAAACCAGAUUUUUCUAAUCGGGAUUACAUUAUGACCCCACAGUGUUUUAAAGCUGGAAACGGCUAAGUGGGCUAUGCGUUUUCACUGUCGGUGUUUGUUGUAAAUGACAGCUUUCCCUUGGCUUGAUUGUGGUUUCUGACAUAGUGGAAUAUGGGAAACAAGUGUGGUCAUAAAGAGGCCGACCCGGAUUCGGCAUGGAAACAGCAGAACAAGGAAAUUGCAACAAACCCAAUGUACAAGUUUGUCGAUUUCGCCGGUGGAGGGAAGUUGAUUGAGGCGUAUAAAACGGGGGGUGAGGCAGCAGUUAGAAAGAUUGCAAAAACUGAGAUUCUGCCGUACUUGUACAAUGAUGGAAAUGGUGCUAUGAUAUCCAAGUUGGAUUACAUAAAAUGGCAAUGCAGAAUGCAAGCAAAGUUUACGGGUUCGACUGUGUGGGAAACACGAACAGAUGAACAAUUAUUAAGUGACUUCAAGGAGGAUUAUUUCAACAAAGUGCUCCCUCAUGAAGUAUGCUGGGAUAUCAACAAAAGGGGUGGGGUGGGGGAAAGUCCGUUCCAUCUACUGUAUCUACUGGACUCGCCUACACAUUAUGCUGUGGGGGAAAUUCUGUUAGAACUGUACCCAAAACUCAGCCUUGACGUUUACGAAGGAGAGGAAUAUUUUGGGGAAAGUGCUCUUCAUAUAGCAAUAGUGUUUGGUAGUCUUGAUGCUGUAAAACUUCUCAUCGCCAAAGGUGCUCUAGUGGACCAGCGGUGUACGGGGCGGUUCUUCCUGCCUGAGGACCAGAAGAAGGGCUAUACUAAAACCACAGACUAUAGAGGCUAUGCCUAUUACGGAGAAUACCCCAUACAUUUUGCGGCAGCCACAGGUAACCAGGAAAUAUACGACUACCUCAUAGACCACGGAGCUGAUCCUAAUGCCCAGGAUACAUUCGGGAACACGGCUGUUCAUAUGGUGGUCAUUUGCAAUCAAGUGGAGAUGUAUAAAUACAUAGUGAGACACCACAAGCGUCCUGCCAAAACGGACAUCAAAAACAAAGUGAACUUGACCCCACUGACCCUGGCUAGCAAGCUGGGCAGACACACAAUCUUCAAGGAGAUGCUGGAGCUAGGCAGUCUGGAACUGUGGCGUUACAGUAACAUAACUUGUUCCUUGUAUCCACUGCUGGCUCUGGACUCAAUAGGACCCAAUGGAGACACAAAUUGGAAUUCAGCCUUAAUGAUCAUCAUUAAUGGAGAGAAUGAUGACCAUUUAGAGAUGUUAGAAGGCGGAGUCAUGAGACAGCUUCUAGAUGAGAAGUGGAAGGCCUUUGCCAGGAAGCGGUUUUUUGUUCGAUUAAUUCUGGCGUUUUUGCAGUUGAUUUUAAUUAGUGUAGCUGUGUAUUUGCGACCCAAAUCAAACCUUCUUGCCGUCAAUGAUUAUAAAGACAUAAUUCGAAUUGUGUGUGAGAUUUUGACAUGUAUAGGAUGCUCCAUAACGUUAGUGGCAGAUAUUUUUGAAAUCAGCACUCAGGGAAUAUUUAGUUUCUUAAAAAAUUGUAAGAAUGCGCCAGCACAGACGCUGUUUAUGAUAUCGUGUGUUCUGUUCAUUGCCUGUAUACCGUUCCGGUUCCUGGAGUUGAAGCAGGUGGAGGACGUUCUGAUGAUAUUAGCAGUGCCCUGUGCCUGGUUAUUUCUUCUCUUCUUUGCCAGGACCUUUACACUAACAGGGCCUUUUGUCACCAUGAUCUACAAAAUGUUGCUUGGUGACCUCCUAAGAUUUGGCAUUAUAUAUGUAAUUUUCCUCAUAGGAUUCACACAAGCCUUUUACUUCCUGUUCCAAGGAAACACCAGCACUCAAAGUCAGGGAUUUGACGACAUCGGCGACACAGUGUUGACCCUCUUCCAAAUGACCUUGGGUGAAUUUAAGUACCAGGAUUUCAAUUACACUAAAUAUUCCGGGUUGACAAAGAUUGUGUUCGCCAUCUUUAUGAUGCUGGUCCCCAUCUUACUGCUGAACAUGUUGAUUGCCAUGAUGGGAAAUACGUACCAAAUGGUCAUUGCCAAAUCAGAGAAGGAAUGGAGAAAGCAGUGGGCCAAAAUAGUCGUGGUCUUGGAGAGAGGUUUCUCAAGAAGUCAGUUGCUGGAUCUCCAGAAGAUGUACGCCAUUAAAAUGAUGGGGCCCCCGAAGGAGAACCUGGCUGACAUUGAGGAAGAGGUGGAGGAACAGCGAGGCCUGAUGGUCAUUAAAACGUCCAGCAAGACGAAGGCCAAGCAACGGAAGGGUGCCAUUUCCAACUGGAAGUUAUUUGGAAAAGAAAUCAUCAAACAGUUAAAGAAACACAAAAACAAAGGAAAGAAAGAACCGUUCAAGCUGGGUAAGAUUAAACGCAAGAGGAAACUGUCCUUCAAUGAGUCGGAUUACUCCAGCGACGAAGAUGAUAAGGCGAAGAUGUUCUCAAUGACGCUGGCACAGUUGGCAUGGGAACGCGACAUUGACCUUACGAAGGGUAAAACUUUUGUGUCAGACCCCAGUAUGAUUGAGAAACUGUCCCCUUUUAUUGGAAAGGAGGAGCCAGGCAAGACUGUAAUUGAGAAUCAUCAUCAUAGCCCGGCUGUUAUUAGCCGUGACUCGCCCGCGCCCAACCACAAUAUCCCUAAUGGGGUCAAACACAGAGCACCGGGUGAGAGAACAGUGAAAAAGCCAGCUGGAACUCCUAAAUCCAGCCCCAAAUCUGCUACCACCAAACAAUUCAGUUACAACAGAGUGUCUCCUCUAGCAUUAACUAAACAGGCUUCCCCGACGGACGAGUCCGGUAGUGACUUGGAGGUAUCCAAACCCAGUGGUAGUGAUAGUGUGUUGAAAGGGAUGUCAGUGACCGAUAUAUCACUACAUGGAACAGACUCCUCGAAGAGCAGUCAUCGUAGGAUGUUUCUGGAGGAAUCUAAACCCUCGAAGGAAGUCAAAAAAUUACACUGGGAAGAAGUGCCAAAUGUUGCCAGUAAACCAGAUUAUGCAAGUUCUAAAACAAGCAGUGUUAAGUCGGAGAGUGGAAGGUCAGAGACUACGAAGUCCAAGUCCGACUCCGAGUACGUACCUAGUGUUUAUUCGAAAUCGGAGGACGGCUACACAAGUCAAGGAAGUGUGGAGUCCUCAUCAAGAGCUUCAAAGGUAUCUCGAGGAGCAGAAUCUGCAUCCUCCAGAACCUCAAGACAUUCCUCAAGAUCCACGACAACUGUGGACGAGUCAACCGUGUCAAAGUCCCCGAAAGUAGGAGCAGACUGUUCUCUACAAGAGAUUGACUCUGAAACCGAGGACACAUCAAGAAUAUCAAAAGUCAGUACUUCCCAGCGAGAAACCGAACAUGAAACUAGUGAAUCGUCAGCCAAGCCACCCAAACCGUCAAGGACUCCUGUAGAGGAAAACCAGCCAAAGAAACAUAAACACAAGCGAAAAAAGAGCAAAAAAAGUCGACACGGUAGUCGAACUUCUUCUUCAGCUUCACUGCUGCAUUCGUCAGAGCAGGAGGACCAUGAAAGUCAAGUCUGAAGAAAUGAUCAAAAAGUGUCAACGUGAGGCAUAAUUUACAGCAUGAACAUGUACAAAAAUUCUCUCUGUUUUACUGUGAACAGAACUGGAGAAUUUAGCAAAAUAGUCAUGCAUGAAAGAGUAAGAUUGGUAAGAAAUAUGACAGAUAUACUGAGUAAGAUUGGUAAGAAAUAUGACAGAUAUACUGUACUGACUGUGUCUGUACCUUUUGUUGUUGUUGUUAAAUUCUAUUUUCUGCAAUAGCUCUACUAAUGUUCGAGACUGUAUAUCGUUGUUCAUUGUGCAGUAAGAAAAAAUGUGUAUUGGUGCAUACAUAUUUAAAACCAAGAAUCAUUGCAUUGAAUGGUUAGUUUUGCCUGUUACUACUAUGAUUAAUUAUGAUUAAUAUACUCCAAACAGCAGUUAUUGCAGUACUCAUAAUUCACAACUACCCUCUGAUGGAAAAUGGUGUCCAAAUUAUGUUAUAUCUGAUUCAAUUGAUAUUGUUUCUUUCAAACAUUAAUGAUGCUUCAUAUUAGCAAAAUUUUCACUGUGGACAAGUUUCCACUGAUUGUGGUUUAACUGUACCUAGCAAUGAUUACAACACAGUACUAUCUGCUGCAUGACUGUAGGUUAGCAAUGAUUACAACACAGUACUAUCUGCUGCAUGACUGUAGGUUAUUGGGUGGAAUUAAGAACUGUGGUCUUGUAGUUAUUAUUUCAGUAGCUUUUGGCUGGACCAGAGAGAGAAGGGGGGGGGGGGGGGCUCUUGAGAAUGAACAUCCAAUUGCAGGCAAAUCUUUCAGUUUGCUUCCGAAGAGAUUGUAAUGUGUAAAAUUCUAUGCAUCAUCAGUUUUCACUUGUUGUGGUUUUGAGUUGAUGGAUUUUUAACAUAUGAUGUGUUUGUUACGAUUCCAUCAUUUUGGUUUGCUCCAUCAUUUUUUUUUUUUAUUUAUUAUUUUUCUUUUUACAUUUUCAUGUGUGUUUUUAAAUACAAGACUGGAAUUUUGUGUACGAUUUUGCCAUGAGUUUUGAAUAGGGUAUACACAAAGGGUACAAUUUUUGUGCACUGCAGAAGUGCUUUUAUUUUUUUACAGUACAAAGAAAAAUCAAGAAUCAUUACUUUUUUUAAAUAAUCAACCUUUUUUAAAAAUAAUCAACCUUUUUUUAAAUAAUCAGCAUUUUUUUUUUAAUAAUCAACCUUCAACACUGAAUCGUAUUUGUGUCAUUACAUGUUUUGCUUUUUUUUUGUUGUUGUAAUUUUUGAGUUGUAAAUUUUUGCUGUCCAGGUUGGUUUCUGUAGAGAUUUAUUUUAUAUUUGGGUUUCAUAUAGUGGGAGAAAUGAAAUUAACCGAGCCAAAAAAAUGUAGAUACUAAUGACAAAGUGACUCACUGAGAAAUUCUUUUUUUUUCUAUUAAGUGAACAGAAGAAAAAUGAUAAAGUAGUGCUUGCAGGCUCCAGGACCCUGUUUUACAGAAGAACUUACGACUAAGGCUAAAAAUGUUACAUAGUUCUAAAAACUUGUCAACUGUAUUAAUUUUGUGAGAUUAUAUAUAUAGUCAUAUAAAAUUACAUAUCUAAAUUCUUCUUAUUUACAUUAAAAUCACCAUUUAAUCAAUUAAAGAAUGAAAUAAAUUGCAAAAGAAGAUUUUGAUCUUAGUCGUAAGUGCUUUUGUAAAACGGGGCCCAUGACCAUAAAGUGGAUAUUGACUGAGUCAAAUUUUCCAUUGAUAAAUUAUAAUUCAUGAAUAUUAAUAAUGCAAUACAAUUCAAUUUUAAAUGUAAAUCAAAUGUGAGUAAAGUGUCUCUGUUAAAUCAACAAACCAAGGAUACAAUUUCAGACUUGAAUUUAUUCUCAGUUUAUGAACACAAAAGUCUGGUUCGUGAAUAGUUUAACAAGCUUAUUUGAAUAUAUUUGUCCGAUGUGCUUUAAUUAAACACUCCACAUUGAUGACUAAAUGUUUUAAUUAUGUAGAAUUAAAGAAAUCUAAAACAAUUUUCAGUGGUCACUGCUAUAUAUCUGAAUUCUAGUUUUUAAACUAAUUAUCAAUUUUUAUUUUCUAUUCAUUUCUCCUUUAGUUGACAUUUUACAAGUUUGUGUCAAAUACUUGUCAGUUAUGUGUAUACCAGAUGGGUGUAUUUGUUUUUAUCUAAACUGUUAAAUGAUGUUUUGAUUGAUAAUCCAUGACAUUAAUUGUUUAAAUGUUGAUAUUAUUUGACUAAUGCUUGUAUUUUAUAACGUAUGUUAGCUCUAGUGCCAAACUUUGACGUCCCGUGGUGGUAUAUGUUUAUGUAUGUGUAUAUCUAUAGGAAUUCAAGUUCUAAUUUUAUUGAAAGAUACAUGCACUUUACACCUUUCUUUUAUUAUCAUCAAAAUGUUUUAAGUUAUGAAAAACUCUCGGUACAGGGUUAGAGAAUGAGAUCAAAACUGUACUAGUGCAGCGAUACUCACAUAUUUAACUUUCCGUCCAGUAGAAAUAAUAUGUGCAAUACUAAUACAGAUUGGUAUGUGUCAUCUGUUGAAAGAAAUAUGCAGAUAUGUAAUAUAUAUACCAGUAAAAGUAAUAUGGACUUGUAUAUUUAUUUUGAUAAUGAAGAUUUCAUUCUUUGUUGUUUUAUUACUUACUGUGAUGAAAGAAGCAUUCCUUUCGAAUUUUUUAAUCCUAAUGUAUAGUGCUAUUGUGAUUUGAAUUAUCCCCCCUUUAUUUGAUGUUCGUGUGUGCUUGCCGGCUAAUAUUGUGAUGAUUCAACCCUUUGAAUUAUCUAAAGACAGAUAUUUGUUAUGAGUGUGUCAUUUAAACAAUGGAAUAGAAUAGUGUUCUGAAUUAUUGGUCAGACUUCUAAAUGGUCUUUCAGUAGGUUAAUGUUGACAGGAGAUUGGGCGGAGACAGUGGACGGAGACUGGACAUUCUGACAUAUUUGUUUUAAAAAGGACAAUAUGUGAUGACAGCUUUUCUGGGGCCCCAUACAUUUCAAAAUUUCAAAGCUUUAAAGGGAGACUGAAUUUUGUUUUAUUUCAUAAAAGAGAUAAUGUACAAUGCAGUUUCACGCAGUCUUGGAUAUUUACUGUCGCAAUCUCAGAUAUUUACUGUCAUUUGGUGUACAUCACAUCAAGAGAGAUCAAUUUCUUAAUAUCAUUCAAAUUUAGAUAAAAUGCUAUUCUAUGUGGGUGGGUUUUUUUUUUCAAGAAACAUUAAGUUCAGCUUCAAACAAGCAAAAGUUUACUCACAAAAGAGUACUGAAAAGAUUAAAAAAAAAAAAGUGAUAUAAAUAUGAAGUUUUUUCAAGCCUGGGCUAAAUGCUGCUUCACAUGAGAACUGGAAAUAGCAAAUUUAAGUUAUAGAAAUCCACACACACACACAAACUUACCAAGAGAUUUUUAUGAAAUUGAUAACUUUGUGUAUAUCUACGAUUGAUUAACAUUGUGAAGUAACCCUGUGAUAUCGUUCAGUUUUCCUUUUGUGUGUGUGUGUGCGUGCACUGACCUGAAGAGCGGCCCGCUUACUGUCCACUUUAUUCUGAUUGGUUGCUUUUUGAAAAUAGAGAUACAAAUUAUAGUAUAUGAUGUGACAGUAUGUUUUUUUUAUAUUUUCUGAAAUACAACAUUUUUUGGGAAACAUUGCCCUGAUAACUCUCAGAGAACUUAGUGCUGUUUGAUUUUGUUUGACCUUUGCCUGACCAUAGAUUCUGUUUUCACAAGAGGAGUAAAUCAAAGUGGUUGAGUAUGAAAUUGUUUUGAGAGAGGAGAGAAAUGAUGAAAAAGAAAAAAAAACAAGAAGCAAACAAAAAAAAAGAACAAUUCUGAUUAGCAGCCGUGUUAUGAGGUACAUUGUUAUGAAUAUUUACAUAGUCCCAUUGAGAAGCCAAAGAAUGUCGCUCCCUGUAGUCCCGAGUCAUGUGAUACUUAAUAGUGCUGUAUAUGCUACACAGAACUGUAUAUAAUUGUUAUUGUUUAAUGUGUCUAGGAUCUUCCAUUGUAAAUCACUGUACCAGAGGCUUCGCUGAAUAUUGGAGAGGAAUUUUGUUAGGAAAUAUAGAAUUUUGUUAGGAAAUAUAUCUGUUCUGAUGUAAAUAAAAAUUUCAUUUUAUAAAUAAAAUUUCAACAAAACCA
This is a messenger RNA of Ostrea edulis (European flat oyster), 7920 nucleotides long. RefSeq lists its product as uncharacterized. Lineage: Eukaryota; Metazoa; Mollusca; Bivalvia; Ostreida; Ostreidae. The coding region runs from base 452 to 3829 and encodes 1125 amino acids. The record is from RefSeq and is a predicted model, not a curated record. Gene Ontology annotation, molecular function: protein binding; calcium channel activity. Gene Ontology annotation, cellular component: membrane. Gene Ontology annotation, biological process: calcium ion import across plasma membrane. The transcript has 16 exons.